This is a messenger RNA of Tetrahymena thermophila SB210, 672 nucleotides long. RefSeq lists its product as hypothetical. NCBI's taxonomy places the organism in Eukaryota, Ciliophora, Oligohymenophorea, Hymenostomatida, Tetrahymenidae. The transcript has 2 exons. The record is from RefSeq and is a predicted model, not a curated record.
AUGUUCAAGUUAAAACCGAUUAUAAAACCAGUUUAUCUAAACAAUGUGAAGUUUACGAGGGCACCAAAAACAUAUCCUACAGAAAAUAAAACUCUUGAUAAUAUAAAUAAGACUGCCCAUGAUAAAACUAAAUCCUUAUCUGAUGGUUAGGAUGAGAAAAUAACAAAAUAAGCAAGAUUAGCAAUAAAGAUAACAAAUUAUUCAAGAGAAUUUGUUAAGAUUCUUUAGCAGGCAACAAUUACAGGAGGGUCUCUUUAGUUUACUGGAUCUGGUUUCAUCAAUGUCACUCUGAAAAAUAUUGUGGAAGCUAUCACACAUAGAUAAAAAGCAGCAAAGUAAAAUAGGACUUAAACAAGAAAUGAAAUCUUUCCCUCAAAUGUAUCAAUAUUGGUAGAGUGCUUGAUAAAAGGAAGUACUACUGGCAAAAUAUACCUUGCUGAUUUGACAACAGUAAAACCAAUGAAUAGGUUAACUGGUAACAAUAUGAAGCUAAUAAUUUUUACUAAAGAACAAUUCAAAUGGCAAUAAAUUUUAAAAUAAAAAGUCGAGAUUGGUGGUGUUUCUGACACUUUUUAUUCUUAAAAUUGUAAAAUAAAAUCUUUCUGGCAAAAUCCUUGGAGCAGGAUAAUAAAAGUAAAUUUUUUUAGAUUUUUGAUCAAGAAGAAGUCAUGA